Plectropomus leopardus (leopard coralgrouper) is the source of this 567-nucleotide messenger RNA. The record is from RefSeq and is a predicted model, not a curated record. NCBI's taxonomy places the organism in Eukaryota, Metazoa, Chordata, Actinopteri, Perciformes, Serranidae.
GACAGUGAACACAGUUUACGGAGGAUCAGGCAUGUUAGCAGAGAAUAACCUUCAUUUGCAGCCGAGGAAGACUUUAUUAUGUCAUUUUUAAACAUUAAGUCAUUGGAAUUAAGCUGCAGGCAGCGCUGAAGUCUGCAGAGGACCAUGUUUUGUCUCCGGCUGUCCCUGAGGCUUCAGCCUGGGACUCAGGUUGGCUGUGUCUCCUGUAGGAGUGUCCACAAACUGGCCUCUCUUCAGAAAGUCAAAAUGCUUCCCCCAAAGAAAGCCCAGAGCUUCCUGUACCCCUUCAGUGAGCUGGAGGUCCACCUGGACAGGUCAGUGGACAGGACACCGUUCCAGCUCUUCCAUCCCAGUUUAGAAGACAUGGUGAAAGCAGAAAAGUUCUUUGUAUCUUCUCCAUCUCAUAAGAUUGAUUACCACGUCUCUGCAGAGAGGAUGGAGCAUAUACCUGCAAUGAAACCUCCAGAGGUGUGUUUCAUCGGCAGAAGCAACGUAGGCAAGUCGUCCCUCAUCAAAGCUCUCUUCUCACUGACUCCCGAGAUAGAGGUCCGAGUCUCCAAAACUCCA